GAGGCGCCGCCCUCCCUCCCUCCCUCCCAUCAUGGCGGGCCCGGCGGCGUCGCUCCGCGCGGAGGGGAUCCAGAAGCAGGUCGUGCGGGAGGGCCGCGGGGAGGCCCCCGACUACCGGGACGGGACCAAGGCCACCUUCCAUUACCGCACCCUGCUGUGUAGCCCAGACCAGCAGGUCUUAGAUGACAGUCGUACAAGGGGCAAACCCAUGGAGCUCAUCAUCGGCAAGAAGUUCAAGCUGCCUGUCUGGGAAACCAUCUUGUGCACCAUGCGGGAGGGAGAGCUGGCUGAGUUCUUGUGUGACACAAAGCACGUAGUGUUAUACCCAACGGUGUCGAAGAGCUUGAGAAACAUUGCAGCAGGGAAAGACCCAUUGGAGGGGCAGCGGCACUGCUGUGGCAUCGCUCAGAUGCAUGAGCAUCACUCGCUGGGUUACCCGGACCUUGAUGAACUCCAGCAGAACCCUCAGCCUCUCAUCUUUGCCAUCGAGAUGCUCAAGGUGGAGGGCCCAGGCUCCUAUCGCCAGGAUCCGUGGGCCAUGUCAGACGAGGAGAAGAUGGCGGCUGUGCCCUUGAUCCAUCAGGAGGGCAAUGAGCUCUACAAGCAAGGCAAGGUGCAGGAGGCUGCGGCCAAGUACUACGACGCCAUCGCUUGCCUCAAGAACCUGCAGAUGAAGGAGCAGCCAGGAUCCCUGGAUUGGAUACAGCUGGACCAACAGAUCACCCCCUUACUGCUAAAUUACUGCCAGUGUAAGCUGCUGAGUGAGGAAUACUAUGAGGUGCUGGAUCACUGCUCUUCCAUUCUCAACAAAUACGAAGAUAACGUCAAGGCCUACUUCAAGAGAGCCAAGGCACACGCAGCUGUUUGGAAUGCGGCUGAAGCUCAGGCUGACUUUGCCAAAGUGUUGCAGCUGGAUCCGUCGCUGGGGCCUGUGGUUGCACGGGAGCUGCGCAGCCUGGAAAGCCGCUUGCGUCAGAAGGAGGACGAGGACAAGGCCCGUUUCAAAGGCAUCUUCUCCUAGUGGCCACACUGCAGCCCUCUGUCCCUCGGAGGGACAGCUCGGGCUUUGCGAUCAGUACCCAAGUGCAAGACAGCAUAACUGGACUGUGUGGUUCUUUGACAGGGUCAGCAGGUACUUACUGUCUGCAGAGAUGCUGGAGGAGCUGGCCUUUCUUGUCAACCCAUUUCAUGUCAUCUUUGUGCAAACAGUCCAGUUUGCUGCUGCCAAAGGAAUCAGGGGUAGGGGCAGGCGAAGUCUUUCUGAUUACCCAAGUCAAAGGAGGCAGACAAAGCUUGCUGAGGGGGUGUCUGCCAGCACUGAUGGCUGCCUCUGUGUUACCCCCAGAAGAGAGUAUUUACCCUGUUGCACCACGCUCAGUGCCUUUCCCCCCCCCGUUAGCCAUGGAGAGGGAACCUUUACUUGUUCUGGAGUUCCUUUCUGUGCAGAAGCUUCCCCUUCUGCUGUUUGGAAGCAGGAAAGCUCUGGCUCCUCUCCAUCUCUGCAGUCAUUUUCUCCUUUGGCCACAAGACUGUGUGUCUAAGCUGAGGUGCCAGCAGGAGGCAUGGGGUGUGUGUGACCCUGUGGGGUGUGCAGAAGUGACCAGUGCUCCUUCGUGGCACUUCCUCCCCUCACCACUCCCCCCUCUGGGUGACUAGUAGGAGUUUCGCAGUGCUUAGCCCACUGCUGCCAACACGUGCAUGUGCCCACAGAUACGAGUGUGUGCCAGCUUUCAGUGGGUGUGCCAGCUUCUAGGUUAUGUUGCCCGUUUCUGAGUCAUCGCUGUCUGGGAGGGUGCCCUGGUACCCAGAUGACGACUCCUUUGUGGAGGAAGCUUAGGCAGUGUCUUCAUGCUGGGUAAGGUGGUAAAGCAAAAGGGCAGGUGCUGCGGUCAAGCGGAGUCCAGCAGGUCUUGUUUGAGGAAAAGCACCCAUCAGAAUUGUUGCUUCUUAGCCCAGGCAGGGGUGGCUGCAUUGACCACCCUUGCCACGAACCGUUAAAGAGUUCUGCAUUUCGAGUAUGGUUUUUUAAAUGAUUUUAGCCCGUGGAGGAUGACACUGGUGGGUGGUUCCACGUUCAGGAGCCCCUGUCCAACACCAGCUACUUAAUUCCCUGAUGUGAUGAGAACUGUCAGUGUUCCCUCUUGUUGCUCGAAGUUUUUUUUUUAAUCUGGUUGCCAUUGCAGAUCCAGGGCUGGAAGGAGCUGCAGUAGUUGAGGUUUCUUCACUGAGCCUCUCACUUGUCGUUUGGGCCUUUGGUGCUCAAAGGAGAGAAGAGUCCUCUGUGUUUUUUGGUAACUGAAGUGCCUCCAGCAGCAAAGGUGGCACAGUGGUCAGGAACACCAACAGACUUCAGUCUUUUCUUCCCUUGUCUGAAUUCAGGCCUUAGGAGCAGACAGCAAAGGAAGGUUCCCGUAGGUAUCCAAAGCACGUGUGCCAAGUGAUGCGUUCAGUAGUACAUUCCUCUCUCCCUCCAAGGUUAGUGGUGCUAAGGGUGCUACAGGAUCUCCCUCUCCCAUGCUUCCUCUGAAAUCUCAGCCACAUGGAACAACUCAGAUGUUUUCCACACUAGUGGUCCUUUUUGUCCCAGUGGCUCAUCAAAGGCCAAGAAGGGAGCAGGGGAACAGUGCUCAGUAGAGGCAUCCUCUUCCCUGUCAUCGUCAGCUGCUAAGGAGGUUUCAGUGAUAGAAUCAUUUUCUCUGUAGCAAAAUAUGGUGGGAAUUUCACACAGAUGCAGUGUUUUCUCUUUUGGAAACUGGGCCUAAGAGAAACAGGGUUGCUGACAAGGUUAGAAUGCGAAGGCCAUUUGCCCAGCGCAUUCCUCAGUAGGGAAGGCCCCUGCCCCCGUCCACUGAGAACUGCUUACAUGCUGAAAGGGUGUGGAUCACCCUUUUGCAUACGGUCCAAUACCCACACAUUGUUGGGAGGGGAGCCACAUUGGCCAGUUGGGGGAUGCUGAAUUGACUGUGGAGACUGCCUGCUUGGCUGGUCACAUGUUGUGGGGAAGGGAUGAUUCCAGGCUCGCUCUUCUUCGUUUAACAGGUGAGGAGGGCUGUCAGAAAGGACAGUAGUGAUCAAGAUGGUGUUUGGGGCAGCUUCACUUAUCGCAGUGGUGAUCUUAGGGGCGCUUGUUUCAGGUAUUCUGUUUCCCCUGCCACACACAUACAUGCACAUACACACACACCUUUCCUCUGCAUAGUUCACAGCCUCCCCACCCCCCGGGGGGAUUAAUUUUUCAAGCAGUAUGCCCCAUCCCCUUCCACAGUCCUUUCCGCUUCUGCUGCAGGUAUUCCCUCGCAACUCUUUCGGGUCAGGCCUGAUGUCAGAUUUCUGCCUUGAUGGACCUGUUCUCUGUUGCACCAGUGCAGAAGGCCUGAGCUGCUGCUUCCAUAUUGUUGAGCGUAGACAGACACCCUUUCCCUGCCUUGUCCGGCCACUUCAGCCUUGGGCGGUCAGAGGUGGGGGGAGGACGGUGUUGAGGUCAAGUGGGUGAGAAUGGACAGUCCUGUGGCAAAUCUGUCUCAAGAGACAGAAGUGUUAAACCAGCUGAAAGUUCCAGAGGCAUAAGGUAUUGGGACCAGGAGGGGAAGAAGGAAAUGACUGCUUCCGCCCUCUCCCUACAUGACCCUGCUCCCAGCACUUCCGUGCAGCUUUGACCAGCCACACUGGGACUUUAAGGAGCCUAGUUCCUCCCAAUGGUUCAGGGACACAGAUGGCUGUUUCCAUGUUGUAUGAAUAAAGCAAGCUUACUUUUAAAAACUGGCUCAAUCCAACCAGCAUUAAUCAUUUCUCAGCUGCAUUGAGUUCAAGGGGAGAGAGUGAAGCAGAAGACCUGCAUACACAGGCUGAACUUGUGUCACUGAGAGCUAUGAGACUUAAGGAUGCUGAACAUAAGAGUGUCCGAACAUUUUUGUAGAGUAAAGCUCUGUCAUGUGCAGCAGCCCCCUCGGAGCAGCAAAAUGGGACCUUCUCCCUGCCAGCUCACCCACAACUUACCACCAGUGCUGUCUGCCAUCUGAUCCACUGUUUGCGAGAUGGAACAGCUACUGCCCCUGUGUGCUACAGAACUGUUGGGAAACACAAAAGCUCAUUGGACAGUGUCACAGCUUCGCUUAAGCAGCCACCAAGCUAAGUACCUGCAGUGCUGUUUGCUGUGAGCCUUUUUUUAGUAGUGUGCUUCAGUAGCUUCUAGAGCAGGGCUGUGGCGAUAUGAGGUUCAUAAAUAUAGCAGUGCUUUUAUCUGGGCUGACAAAUACAACAUGCAUGUAUGUAACACCCCUUCCCCCCCCAAGUGUGUUAACUCUUUCAGUGGAUGUAUUACCUUUUCCUCUCAAAUAUAUCUUCGAAUGCUAGUAUGCAUGAUUUAAAAACAAUACAUGUUCCCACCUCUGUAUUCGUGUAAAGUAGACUAUUCAGUUUGGGGUUUUGUUGGGCUGGGCAGGGAUCCGAACAGAGCAUGGAACAGCAGAAGUGGUCACAAUAUGCUUUUGUGCUUGAGCAGCUUCCAUUUAUUCCAGUGGGUUUUGGGCAGCAUGACUUGUCUAAAUAACUAUGUAUUCAAAUCAAAACCCUACUAUCCAGAGUCCUCUUUAGGGAGAAUGAUGGGAGAUAUCACAGAGCUGUGUAUAACAGAUUACAAACGCAAGCACUGUAACAAAAGGCUUUUGCUACCUUUGUAAUGAUUAGAAGUGCAUUUACUUUAGAGCUAGAAAAGUGGGCCUGCUUUUGUGGAGACCCCAUAUCUGUGUGUGUGUGUGUAUUGUCAGUCUCACUUGGCGAACACCUGGACAUUCUGUGAGCGCAGAUCACUUACUGCAAGUGCAAAUCAAGGGCAGAAUGCAAGCUUGUCCAACUGUAAUAGCCUUUGGGAAAUGAAAACUAAAGCCAAACGAAGCUUCUCAUCUGUGUUUCUGGUUCAUAGGUAUAGCCGGGUUUUUUUGUUAAUAUAAGAAUCAAAAGAUUUAAAAGUAGCAAUUUUGAAAUUGUCCUAAUGUCCGAGUAGCAGAGGGUGGAAGGCUGAAAAAAAUGGCAGUGCUUCUCCAGGUCCAUUUUGAUACCACCAUUGAGUUGCCAUUGAUAACAAAAUUCAUAAUUUUCUUUCCCAAGAAUGAAAACAUGCAAUUAGGUAAGGGGUGGGUGUAAUCACUGAAACGUUUUUGCACACAUUCUGUAUUCUAUUCAGACUCUUGAACAGGGCUGCUGUUAAUCCAGUCAGAAAUAAA
Gekko japonicus is the source of this 5219-nucleotide messenger RNA. It is a transcript of the gene AIP, whose product is annotated as aryl hydrocarbon receptor interacting protein. Bases 32 to 1021 code for a protein of 329 amino acids. The record is from RefSeq and is a predicted model, not a curated record. Gene Ontology annotation, molecular function: protein binding; peptidyl-prolyl cis-trans isomerase activity. NCBI's taxonomy places the organism in Eukaryota, Metazoa, Chordata, Lepidosauria, Squamata, Gekkonidae. The transcript is spliced from 6 exons.